AUGGGGAUCAUUUCUUGUAGAAAAAUAAAAAACGAUAUUCAAUAUGAUAAGUCAUUUGAAGACUUCCAAUAAUUUGUUAACUCUAAUUUGAAAGGUCAUUAAAGAAUCAGUCUUAAUUUUAAGGAUUGUUUAUUAAGUUAAGAGAAUGUUUCUGAAUUAGCUACUGCAUUAUCUCGCUGCGAAAAUCUAUCUAUUUUAAAUAUUGAUAUUUAAGAACAAAAAUAAAUUGGUCCUGAUGAAAUAUCAAAGAUAAGUUAAGGUUUAUAACAAUGCACUCAUCUUUAAUCUUUGAUAAUAGAUAUAGAUUAUUGCUCCGUUGAUGAUAAAGGAUUAAAUAAUUUGAGUCUUUCUUUAGAAAAAUGUACUGCUCUGUCAUAUUUAAAACUUUUUGUAAGGGCUAACCAUUUAUAACCAUAAUCAGCUACAUCAUUAGGUUCUUGUUUGUCCAAACUAAAGAAACUCGAGCAUUUAGAUCUAAAAUUAUCUCAUAAUGCAAUUAAAGACGAGGGUCUUGCCAAUUUAUGUAGCUAUUUAAAAGAUUGCUCAAAUCUUCAAAUCUUAACUCUUGGUCUUAGUGGAUUGGGCUAUACUGAAAAUGGAGUUUCAUUCUUAGGCUCUGCGCUAUAAAACUGCUAUCAACUCUAAAUUUUAGAUAUGGAUAUGAGCAAUAAUGAAAUCAAAGAUUUAACUGGAUUAUGCUUAGGACUAUAAAAUUGUUCUAAUAUUUUUCAUUUAAAAAUGGAUCUUAAUGAUUCAUAAAUAGGGUAGUAGGCAGCAUAAAGUUUAGGAUCUUUAAUAGCUAAAUUAUUAAAUCUUUAAAAGUUAUCUCUUAUACUCGAGCGAAAUUAAAUUGGAAAUGAUGGCUUAUCUAAUUUAGCAUAAAGUAUUAGCUAAUGCAAUAAUCUUUCUUAUUUAUAUCUUCAUUUGAGCAACAACAAUAUUGGAUCUUUAGGGACAACAGCUUUAGGUUAGAAUAUUUCAAAAUGCAAAAAUCUGAAUGAUUUACAUCUAUUUCUCUCAGAUAAUAUGGUUAACAUGACAGACUUAGCAAAUAUGUGCUCGGCUUUGGUUGAAGGAUCUGCUCUAGAACAUUUACAUCUUAAUUUAAAAAAUUGGAAUAAAUAGUAUGUUAGUGAAAAUUAGAAUGGAAUUUUUAAAUUAGAAAAAACAACUAAACUGAGAAAGUUUUCUUUUGACUUAAGUAAUUAAGUAUUUAGCAAAGAGUUUAUCUCAAGCCUUGGUCACUUUUUAAUUAAUCUUAGCUGUCUUUCUCAUCUAUCUUUGUUUUUUGAGUAACAAGCAUUUUAUUAGAAUAAUUAAAUAUUUUUAUAUUUCAUUUAAUAUAUUUUAAUGUUAGUAAAUUUUUAUUUUUAAUCAAAAAUAAUUUUUAUUAUUAAUAAAUAAAAAUUUAGUCUGAAUAAGCAUAAUUAAAAAAAUGGCAUAUGCAUGCAUGAUAUAUAAUUAAAAAAUUUUAAUUUUGUUUACUAAUAAGCUUAAAAACUCAAAAAGCAUAAAAUUAUAUUUUGCUUAUUGAACAAUAUUUUUCAUUGA
This is a messenger RNA of Tetrahymena thermophila SB210, 1551 nucleotides long. RefSeq names its product transmembrane protein, putative. Gene Ontology annotation, molecular function: GTPase activator activity; small GTPase binding. Gene Ontology annotation, cellular component: perinuclear region of cytoplasm; cytosol; nucleus. Gene Ontology annotation, biological process: activation of GTPase activity; nucleocytoplasmic transport. The record is from RefSeq and is a predicted model, not a curated record. Lineage: Eukaryota; Ciliophora; Oligohymenophorea; Hymenostomatida; Tetrahymenidae. The transcript has 15 exons.